Molecule: messenger RNA, 5639 nt
Organism: Sarcophilus harrisii (Tasmanian devil)
Lineage: Eukaryota; Metazoa; Chordata; Mammalia; Dasyuromorphia; Dasyuridae
Product: zinc finger protein OZF
Exons: 6
Coding region: 655-2349 (564 amino acids)
Biological process (GO): regulation of DNA-templated transcription
Source: RefSeq, a predicted model, not a curated record
CACCAGGUAAUUAGCGGCUCAGGCAUCUGACCAGCUUCCCCGCUGCCUCAGUAAGAUCAGAGCAGCUCUCCGCGCUGGGGGAGGGGCCGGAGCCCAGAAGUACGAGCAAAGCCGUGCGUUAAACGGACCUUGGGGGCGCCUGACGAGCUUUCCCUUCUGCGCAUGUGCCGAAGCUCGGCCCCGCCCACGCCCCGCCCUUUCUCUUUUCUCAGAGUUUGACUCCACCUACCCGUCACUGCAUUCUUUCUGGAGAAGGAUGAGGCAAGCCUUCCUUGUGGAGGGGCUGGGAGAAGAGAUGGAUUUAGGAGGGCAGAAUUAAAAGGGAUCUUUGAGGCUUUUUUUAAAAGUCCUGUGUUUUGUUCCAGCCAUUCUACAGCAUUCAAAACUGGAAGCCAUCAAGUGUGACUGGUCUGCAAUUUUGUUGUCUUGAAGUAAAAAUGAGGCUCCAAGAAGAUGCUACACAUCUAAUAAGUGUCAGAGUUAGGAUUUGAAUCUAUGUCUCCUGUCUCCAGAUCUGGUGUUCUUGCCAGUACAUCAUGUUGCCUUUCAGGGUUCCUCAAUAGAAUUUUCAAGCUCCAAGUAUGAGUGGUUGAGAUCAGCUUUCUGCUAAGGAUGCAGAUUUAAAUUCCAAAGUAAAAUUCCCAUCUGGAGAGGAUGCCCCUAAAUAAGAAAUCCUUGACAUUCAAAGAUGUGGCAGUGGAUUUUACCCAGGAGGAGUGGGGACAACUGGAUCCUGCUCAGAGGAAUCUGUAUAGGGAGGUGAUGUUGGAGAACUACAGGAACCUGAUUUUUCUAGGGUAUCCCUUUUCCAAACCUGAUGUGAUCUCCCAUUUGGAGCAAGGGGAAGAGCCAUGGAUCCUAGAAAAAGAAAACUCAAGGUGCACCUAUACAGAUUGGAAGACAAGGCCUGAAAUAGAGGAGUCAAAUACAAAGCAGAUCAUUUCUCCAGAAUUAUCCCAGGAAAAAUGUAAAAGAGACUUCAAGUUGGGAAAAACUUGGGAAUAUGAGGUCAUGUCAGAGAAGCAACAGGGUAACCAGGAGAGACCUUCCAGGCAUAUGGUAACAAGUCACAUGCAAACGAACAAGGUGACUAACCAUGAAAGUAAUAAAUUUGUGAGAAAAUUCAAACUCGGAUCAGUAUUUGCUUUACAACAAAGAAUUCCUAUAGAAAAAAAUCUCCAGAAAUUUGAUAAGCAUGGGAAAAGUUUCAAACAGAAUUCAAAUCUGAUUAAAUGUAAUAGGAUCUCCUCAGGAAAGAAAAUUUAUAAUUACAAUGAAUGUGGAAACUCAUUCAGGUACCACUUAGACUUUAUUCAAUAUCAUACUGGAAAAAAAUCCUAUAAAUGCAAUGAAUGUUCAAAAGCUUUCAAUAAGGAGUCGUCCUUCAGCAGGCACUGGAGAAUUCACAUUGGAGAGAAAACCUACAAAUGUAAUGAAUGUGGGAAAAAUUUCAAUGAGAGGUCAUGCUUAAAUAAACACCAGAGAAUCCAUACAGGAGAGAAACCCUAUAAAUGUAAUGAAUGUGGGAAAGCCUUCACUGGCAGAUCAUCCCUUAGUAGACAUCAAAGAAUUCACACUGGGGAAAAACCCUAUGAAUGUAAUGAGUGUGGGAAAGCCUUCAUUCAGAGUAUACACCUUACUCGACAUCAGAGAAUUCAUACUGGAGAGAAACCCUAUAAAUGUAGUAAGUGUGGGAAACCAUUUAGAUGGAAUACACAACUUAUUCUCCAUCAAAGGAUCCAUACUGGAGAGAAACCCUAUGAAUGUAAUGAAUGUGGGAAAGCCUUCAGCCGCAGCACGCACCUUAACCAACAUCAGCUCAUUCAUACUGGAAAGAAACCCUAUGAAUGUGUUGUAUGUGGGAAAGCUUUCAAUGACAGGUCAUCUGUUACAAAACAUCAGCGAAUUCAUACAGGAGAAAAACCCUAUGCAUGCAGUAUAUGUGGAAAAGCCUUUCCUCAUAGGUCGUCCCUUACUGAGCAUCACAGAGUUCAUACUAGAGAGAAACCCUAUGCAUGUGAUGCAUGUGGAAAAGCUUUCAGCCGUAACACGUACCUAACUCAACACCAGAGAAUUCAUACAGGAGAAAAACCCUUUCAGUGUAAUGAAUGUGGGAAAGCCUUUGGCCGGAGCACAAACCUUGCUCAGCAUAAGAGAAUUCAUACUGGAUUAAAACCCUAUGAAUGUAAUGCAUGUGGGAAGGCCUUCAUUGAUAGGUCAUCUCUUUCUAAACAUCAGAGAGUCCAUACUGGGGAGAAGCCUUAUGAAUGUAAUGAAUGUGGGAAAGCUUUUAGCCACAUAUCCUCCCUUACUAAACACCAGAGAAUCCAUAAUGGAGAGAAAUUUUAGUUCAUGGGGAAAAAUUCCUUAUAAGUUUAACUUAUAUUCAACAUUAGAGAAUUCAUCUUAGAGAACAUUGAGGUAAUGUGGUGCAGUGAAAGGAGUUGGAUUUAGUAUCAGAGGAUCUAGCUCAAAUACCAGCUCUUUUAACUUACCACUUGUGACUUUGGGCAAAGUCAUUUAACCUUUCUAGAUCACAAUUUCCUCAUCUCUAAAAUAAGGAAGUUGAGCAAAAGAAUUCUUUAAGAUUAUUUCCAGUUCCAAAACGAUCUUUCAAACAAAAUUCAUCCUUUACCCAUUAUAGAAAUCAUGUUGGUGAGCAGUAAUAUGAACACAAAAAAUGUAGGAAAAUUUUCAUGCAAGGUAUAGCAUUUAUUCAACAUCACAAUUGAUAGUAAAGAGUAACCAUAUGAAUAUGACAUGUAAGAAAGUUUCAGAUAUACUUCAGCUCACCUAAAACAUCAAACAUUUUAAUGGAUCUGUGAUCUCAUUAAUGUAAUUACUCUCUCCAAAGUGAGCAACUUUUUUUUUUUUCCUUAAAUCUUUAAGCAUUCUGGAAGUCUUUGAUUCUUGUGACUCCUGUGCAUGCCUACAGAUGAAGCAUGUGGCCUGUCAAUCAGUUAUCACUUACUUUCACCACAUGAACAUUCUAACUCAUUUUCUAAUCAGACAGCACUUUAGUGACAUCCUCUGUGCCACUUCUCUGUGUAUUUAUUGAUUGGGAAGUGUUGUUACAGCUCACUUAUUCCCAACACUUGAAUUCUUCGGAAACUAUAGUAUUUCAUGAUUCAUAGCUGUUUAGCAUCUCUGAAAAAUAUUGUUGUUUAAAAAAAAAAAUAUGGACCUUUGUUUCAGGAAGAAAUUUGGAGUCAUUUUCCAAAUUCAAUCCAGUCUUGAGAUUGCUGCCCUCCUAACCUAAAUCUUUGUUAAUGUACAGUCUUUCUAAGAUAAAUGUACUGAUAAACCAAUUUUAUAGGUUGUCCAUCUAACUGCGUAUCAUCUGGACAAUAGGCAUUAUUAAGCAUUUUUUUCUUUUGUUAUGAUAGGCAAACUAAUAUUAAUUGAAGUUCAUAUUGGAGAGUAAUCAUAAGAAUGUGUCAUGUAAUUAGUUUUAAUUCAGGUCAGUUCUACAUGGAAAAUCAGAAAAUAUAUUUUGAAUCUAUAAUGGAUCUAUAAUCUUAUUGGUAAGAGUAUUUCCAUCAGUAAAAUAGAUCACAGAUCAUCCAUGUCCUCUCAUUCUGAAAAAAUCUUGUCCAUAUCUUCCAUAAGUUUUCUACAAGAGCUCCAGAGUUUUAUACAAUCUACACAAUGUUAACCACAAAUGGGAACAUCUGGAGGACCUUAUUGUAUUUAUAAUAAACCUUCCAUUUGGAUUUUUUUUUACCAAACAGCCUCCAUAAUGGUGACAAAUAACUUGGGCAAUUACAUAUCUCUGCACACACACCACCCAUCACCCUUCUCAAUUCAGUACAAAAACUAAUAACACUACAACACAAAGAGGAGAAAAGUCAUAACAUGGUAAGUUUUAUGCCUCAUUUAACAUUAAUCUUGAGAGGUCAAUUGUUUGAAGUUUAUCUCACAUUUUUCAAGGGAUCUUAUUUUAUUUCAAAUACGUAUAGAAGUAAUUUUAAGAACAACAAAUUUAAAGAAGUUUUCUUUUAACACCAGUUCCCUAGGUGUUGACUUAUCCCACAUGUUGCCUUUUAACAGAGGACUUAAACUAUAGCAUUCUUUUCUGUUUUAUUAGCCAUUUAAUAUAGUUAAUUAUGCAGUGGCACUAAAAUAAUGAAACUGACAUUUUAUAGAAAUAUACUAGAACUAGUGAAUCCAAUUGAGAAAAUUCAUUUUAAGGACACAUCUGCUCUUUGCUACCUCACCUUUUACAUAACUUUAAUUUUGGUAAUAAGAAAAGAAAUUUUUUUCUUUACAUUUACCCUGAAUUAGUCAUAAUCUUAGAAUCUCGGCAGAUUAAAUUGUAUUUUCUUUAAAUUUCUAUGUAUUUUCUAUUCUCUGCUAAGCUCUUAUUAAAUAAUGUAGGAAACUAUUGCCUGAGUUUUAUUCCUGACACCUAAUUAAUCUUUUUUUCCCCUCUCCUUCUGAGCUCCUUGCUAACACAGGGACUGUUGCAGAUGGCAGGAGACAUUUAAUAAAUGCUUAUUGAAGUGAAUAAGUAACUACAAGUUAUAUUGAGGAGGGAGAAAGCAUCAACAUGACAGUUUCAUAAAAUAUAAACUAACAAAAUUAGAGUAAAUGUCCAGAAAGCUUAUGUAGUCAGAACUAUUUGUUUUAUAAUUCUAUUCCAUUGUUGUAUUUUUCUAUUUCUUAAAUCUAAUAUCAGAUAGUUUUGAUGAUUAAUGUUUUUGAAGUGCAAUAUGGUAAUAUAUGCUUCAUUAACCUUUUUUAUAAUUCCGUAAUUUUCAUAACUCUUUUGUGCUUUUGUUAUUUUAUCUCUUUCUAAAAAGUGACUAAUUUAUAUUUAGUAUUAGCAUCAUUCAGUGUGUUAGUGAGGGAAUACCUUCUUCAACUGAAGAUUUGUGGCAACCAUUUGUAACUUGCAGGUCUAGCAACUUGCAACUUAUCUGGGAUUGAAGGAAAGCAAAUGAAUUUCUCAUGAUCACAGGGCUGGUGGGCUUUGAUUCUAGUUCUUCCUGACUCCAAAGUGCAACACUCUAUCCUUUCUUGAUAUUGUAUUACAGCUAUGUAUUAAUAUGAAAAAUAAUGACUUUUUUGUUGUAUUACAUCGUUCUAACCAUUUCAGAGGCCAUCUCUCCAGUUAUUUUCUUUAUUUCUGUCAUACAAUUUGAAAACUCUCUUUAUAGAGGUCUUGCAUCUUAGUAGUUUAAUGCUCAAUAGUUGAUAUUUUUAUUAUUGUAAAAAGUAUUUUUCUUUCUAUAAUUUUUCUUUCUUUUUCUUAGUGAUAUAUAAAAAUGCAGAUAAUUUUUGUUGGUUUAUCAUAUCCCCUUCUUAACAAAGACAAGUAUUUCUUAAUACUUUCUGAGACUAAUUAAUUAGUCCUGAUUCUGAUUAGCUUUUAAGAUUACAUUGAGAUCCAGUACAUUUCAAUCUUUUGGAUUUUCUAAAUAUAUAACUAUAUUAUUUGGAAAUAAAGAUUGCUUAUUCAUUACAAAAUUCUUUUUUUCAUUUGUUUUUAUGCCUUAUUGCUAUAGCUUAAGCAUUCUGAAACAAUGAUGAAUGUUAAUAUUGAAAGUGAACAAAUCUGUUUGAGUAGGAAUGUUUAUAAUGUUUUUCUAUUGCAGAUGAUGUGGUUUUAAAUAAAUACUAUAUAAAAUUAUAUUUUG